CUCUCGCAAACGUUUGGAGAACGGAAGGUAGUAAUCAAUUUGUGAUCCAAAUCUAAAGUAUUUUUAAGCUCGGAAGAGAAGGAAUGGCUGUAAGUAGGAGAGAGUUAGAGGAACUGAAGCCUUGGGUGGAAGAAACUGUGGAGCGACGGCUUGGGUUUAAUGAGAAAAGUGUUGUUAACGCUGCCUUGUACUGCGUGAAGAAUAACUUGGAUAGAGUUUCAUCGCAAGAGAAGCUCUCGUCGCUUUUAGACGAUUUAGCUCCUCAGUUUGUCACAGACUUAUUUGAUAAAGUAUAUCAGCUUAAAAACAGCAAGAAUUCUACCUCUGGAAAAAGUUCUCAAGCAAAAAAGAGGACGCUAGAAGAUGUGUUUGGAGAUGACCCAGGAGAUGAUCGUAAUGAAUCUGCCGAUCUUAAGAGUAAGCGAAAACAAAGUCGGUUCGACGCUUUAAAAGAAGAUAACGUACCUCUACCCCCAGCCAUUCCUGAAACAGUAGAGAGGCCUACUCCGCUUAGUAGCAGCCAAAUUAGUGAAAUGGUGGCAAGUAUGAAAAAACAAAUUGAAGAGCGAAAGAAGCAGCUGACGGUUAUGAGACCAGUCCAGCCAGCUGCUAUUUCUACAGUUCCAGCUUCCUUCCCACCUCCAGUCCCUGGACAGAAUAUUCCUAGCAUGCAACAACAACAAGAAUUGAUGAGUGAAGCAAUAGAAAAAGCUAAAAGAGCUGCAGAACUCCAGGCUAAGAUUCAGGCACAGCUGUCAAACAAACCCAACUUGUUCUCCACUUCAGGUUUAACAAGUGCUGGGGCAAACUUGAUAAAGUCAGGUUUAAUUUCAGUGAGUGCUCUAAAGGAUGAAAGCUCCCAUCCUAGGUCCUUGAUCUUGGAUGAAUCAGGUCGAACGGUUGAUGCAUCUGGAAGGGCCAUUCAGCUGACCAGCAGAAUGCCAACACUUAAGGCUAACAUUCGUGCUAAGAAAGCAGAACAAUUUAAGAUUGAAAAACCUCCUGAAGAUUUGAAUGAAAGCAAGUAUUUUGAUCCACGGGUUGGGAUCAAGGCAGCACAGCGGAACAAAAGGGGAUUUAAGUUUCAUGACAAAGGAAAGUUUCAACAACUAGCUCAGAGAAUAAGAGCAAAGGCACAGCUUGAUAAACUUCAAAAGGAGAUUGCAGCAGCAGCUAAGAAGACAGGGAUUUCAUCAGCAACAAAACUAGCACUGAUCACGCCAAGAGAAGCCCAUGAGGAUACUGUUCCUGAUGUUGAAUGGUGGGAUUCCAACAUCUUACCAGGUGGAAAGUACAUCAGUUUAGAUGCUGUCAAUGUAGAAGAUGACAUUGCUGGAAUAACAACACUGGUUGAACAUCCAAUACAAAAACACCCUCCUGCUGAACCCAAAGAAGCUCCAUCUGUACCCAUCAUGUUAACAAAGAAGGAAAGAAAGAAGAUUCGUACUCAGAGAAGACGAGAGAUUGAAAAAGAAAAACAGGAAAAAAUAAGGCUUGGCCUUGAACCACCACCACCUCCCAAAGUUAAAAUUUCCAACCUGAUGAGAGUUUUGGGGAACGAAGCAGUACAGGACCCCACUAAAGUUGAAGCUCAUGUUCGAGCACAGAUGGCCCAAAGACAAAAGGCUCACGAAGCUGCCAACGCUGCGAGAAAACUGACUCCCCAGGCACGACGUGAGAAAACAAUCCGUAAAUUGAAGGAAGACACAUCCCUUGGUGUUCAUGUGGCGUUGUUCAGAGUAACAGAACUUAAAAAUCCUCAGAGAAAGUACAAAGUGGAUAUUAAUGCUCAGCAGCUGUACUUAACUGGGUGCGCUCUCCUGUACAAAGAUAUCAAUAUAGUCAUUGUGGAAGGAGGGCCAAAAGCUGUGAAAAAAUUCAAACGUCUAAUGUUGAGUCGAAUCAAGUGGGAAGACGAGAAAGAUUCUGAUGAUGAUGAUCACGCUGAAGAAGUAGCAAACAAAAAGACCGCUCCUUGUGUACUCGUGUGGGAGGGCACAAAUCAGGAGAGAAGCUUCAGUGACUGGAAAUUUAAGUUAUGUCCGAUGCAGUCCAUGGCGAGAGAACAUCUUAAGAAAUACGGAGUAGAACACUAUUGGGAUUUGGCUCUCAGUGAAUCGCUUUUACAGAACGCCGAUGACUGAAUAUACUGAUAACUUUGUUAAAUUUCCUUUUCCAGUCAUUUUACGGUUUGCUAGAUAGCGUGAAAGCACGGUAUCCUUUUCUAGCCGAGAAAGAGCACCAGAGUUAGCAAUGAACGAGAUUGAGAAAGAGUUGUUAAUGUCUCAGAGGAGACCUUAGUCGGAGAAUAGGUCGAGAAACUUAAAAUCAGUUGAUUAGUUUCUAAGUUUCAUUUGCCAAUCGAAAGUUGACGCGGGAACUGGCAGUCCUCUGGAACUGUGUGGUCAAAAGCUCGCUCAUUUGUUAGGAAUGGAUUUGGGUUAUCAAUUAUCAGCUAUUGUAAGCUGUUUUCUUUUAGAAAUAAACAGUGAUCUUUCAUGA
Messenger RNA from Pocillopora damicornis (cauliflower coral), 2502 nucleotides. RefSeq names its product U4/U6 small nuclear ribonucleoprotein Prp3. NCBI's taxonomy places the organism in Eukaryota, Metazoa, Cnidaria, Anthozoa, Scleractinia, Pocilloporidae. Gene Ontology annotation, biological process: mRNA splicing, via spliceosome. Gene Ontology annotation, cellular component: U4/U6 x U5 tri-snRNP complex. The record is from RefSeq and is a predicted model, not a curated record.